AUGUCCAAGAUGGCGGCCGUGUCCCGGUCGCCACAGCGCCUGCGCGGGCUGGCGGCGCCUGCGCGGCUGCAGCAGAAGGACGGGUCCCUCGUAGUUGUCCACUUCUGGGCACCGUGGGCUCCCCAGUGUGCUCAGAUGAACGAGGUCAUGGCAGCACUGGCAAAGGAGCACGUGCAGGUGACGUUUGUGAAGUUGGAAGCUGAAGCUGUGCCUGAAGUAUCUGAAAAAUACGGAAUUAGUUCUGUUCCAACGUUCUUAUUCUUUAAGAAUUCCCAGAAAGUGGACAGGUUGGAUGGUGCCCAUGCUCCAGAGCUGACCAAAAAGGUGCAGCGCCACGCGGCCGGCGCUUCCCUCCCCCCUGCCUCCAGCGAGGGGGGGAAGGAAGAUCUGAAUUCGCGCCUGAAGAAGCUCAUCAACGCUGCACCCUGCAUGCUCUUCAUGAAGGGGUCCCCCAAGGAGCCCCGCUGCGGUUUCAGCAAACAAAUGGUGGAGAUAUUGAACAAACAUGGUAUUUCAUUUAGCAGUUUUGAUAUUUUUUCUGAUGAAGAAGUUCGUCAGGGGCUGAAAACAUACUCUAAUUGGCCAACUUACCCGCAGUUGUACGUAGCUGGAGAGCUGAUAGGUGGACUUGAUAUUAUCAAGGAGCUUGAGGCGUCUGGAGAACUGGACACGGUGUGUCCGAAGGCGCAGAAGUUGGAGGACAGGCUUAAAACCUUGAUAAACAAAGCUCCUGUGAUGCUUUUUAUGAAGGGAAGCAAACAGAUGGCAAAAUGUGGAUUCAGCAAGCAAAUUAUAGAAAUCAUAAAUAGUACUGGUGUUGAUUACGAGACAUUUGACAUACUGGAAGAUGAAGAGGUGCGGCAAGGAUUAAAAACCUACUCAAACUGGCCAACGUAUCCUCAGCUGUAUGUGAAAGGUGAACUCGUUGGAGGCCUGGAUAUUGUUAAGGAGCUAAGGGACAGUGGUGAAUUGUUGCCUGUUCUGAAGGGAGAAAAUUAAUGGAGAAGGACAUCAACGGGAACAGAAAUACCUGGAACAAUUACUCAUUUCUAGCUUACAUUGGAGCAAUACACGGCGUAGCCCCGUGGAGCCGAUCCGGGUCGAAUACAGGCUGUUCUGUGCUCUCUCUGUUUCACAAGACCCUGCUACGUACAAGAGUGGCUUCCCCUGAAGAUAUAAAAAUGUGAAGAUCUUCAAAUCCAAUUAAAAUAUAAUGCUAAAGAAC
Molecule: messenger RNA, 1225 nt
Organism: Calidris pugnax (ruff)
Lineage: Eukaryota; Metazoa; Chordata; Aves; Charadriiformes; Scolopacidae
Gene: GLRX3
Product: glutaredoxin 3
Exons: 12
Coding region: 1-999 (332 amino acids)
Source: RefSeq, a predicted model, not a curated record